AUGGUAAAACAUGGAGACCAUCGUGCACAGAUCAUAGCCCGGCUGCAAGGUCAAGAGAUACAUGUCCCAGAUGUUCACUACAUAUACUCUGAGUGGGAAGCCAACUUACACCCUGAUGUGGAGCUGUCGAGACAACACCUCGAACGUUACUUUGAAACAUUCAUCAGUACAGAAAGCGUGAGAAAGAAGCAGAGAAAGGUUGACAACGCGCUGUGUGCUGGGCAGUUUUGGCCCCGUGUUUCGAGCGACAAGUUUCUUGUCCUUGGAGAAUUAGUGGCCUGGUUUUUCUUUUGGGAUGACGAGAUUGACUGCGGUACACUUACCGAUGAUAGUGACAAGACGGAGGCAUAUUGUGACGACACACUCAAGUUUAUCAGGCACUGUCUGCAGCCGGAGCUUGAAGGGGACGUACCAGCGCCAGGUCGGUUGCACAAUUGUGGACCUUGGGUCAACAUGGGUCGAGCAAUGCAGGAAGGUCAAUCCAAAGAGGCACGUGACAGGUUUGCAGCAGCGAUCUAUGACUUUGUCAUGGGUGUUCGUGUCUCACAAGCUACGUGGACCCAGGGUAUAUCCACACUCGAAGACUACACUGCACGCCGGCUGAGGACGGUCGGAACGAACCCUUGCGUCGCGGUAAUGCAAUGGGCGUAUGGCCUGACUCUCCCUCAAUCUGUCUGGGACCACGAAGCCAUGAUUUCUAUAACACGCGAGGUCGCCAUCAGCGACUUCCUUUGGAACGACAUUGUAAGCCUCAGAAAAGAGAUCGAAGACGGUGAUAUCGAUUCCGUGAUUCCAGUCAUGGUCUGGAACGAGGGUUGCAGUGCACAAAGUGCUGUUGACCGGUGCGUGAAGAUGGUGGAAGAGAGCUGGGAGAGGUUGCUAGAGGCAGAAAAGAGGUUGAUGGCUGCGCAUUCUGACGAGCCCAAGGAUUCGAGGGACGAAAUCGAGACGUUGGUUGGAAGCUGCAAGGAUCUGAUUGUGGGACACAUGGUGUAUUCUUUGAAAAUACCCCGCAACAUGUCAGCAGCAAACAUGAGUGAUAAAGACUGCAGCUUCCGCAUCGUGUUGUGA
Messenger RNA from Bipolaris oryzae ATCC 44560, 1071 nucleotides. RefSeq lists its product as uncharacterized. The coding region runs from base 1 to 1071 and encodes 356 amino acids. The transcript is spliced from 4 exons. NCBI's taxonomy places the organism in Eukaryota, Fungi, Ascomycota, Dothideomycetes, Pleosporales, Pleosporaceae. The record is from RefSeq and is a predicted model, not a curated record.